GUCUCUUCUCGUGCCCCGCCAAAAAAAAAAAAAAAAAAAAGAAGCCAAAAUAACUAUGUGACGACUUGUCUGAAUAUUAGUUUCCUCUGUGAAUAUUGAUUUUCAGUGACUCGUUUUUUGUUUUGGUGAAAUGUAUAAGUUGAUCCAGUGAAGAAAAAUCGGCCAUGUUUGAGCUAAAUUUGAAGCGCUUAAGAGUAGAUACACAUUGUCGGUUUUAUAGAUAUGUUUGAUUGGAACGACCAAGAGCUAACUGAUAUAAUAUGGGGCGAGACUGGUGAGAGCGAUGACCACAUAGUGCCAUAUGCUGAUGGAAGUGAAGGGAAAGCUCCAGCUUAUGGAGAUAACAUUAAGAAGGAAUGGGACGUGGAAGCUUCUAACAUCAAGCCUACUGAUCAGAAGAAACUUACAACUAAAGCGGAUCUGAGUAAUAUUGAACAAGAUGGUAGUUCCAAACGUGACACUGGUGGAGCUACUAUCACAGCUGGAUACAGGAUGGAUUUGGGCGCUGACCUGUCAUUGACCAAUGCGACAAAGAGUAAUCAAGAUUCCUUGUGUGCUGAGGCAUCUAAUAAUCUGACAGAAGUUCCACAACAUGAAUGUCUUAGAGAUGAGAGAAAUCGGCUUGGUGAUGAUUCUCGAGUUUUUCACCAUCAGAAUGAGGAACUGGAGCAAGGUGAUUUUAUUGAUUAUGGAUGGGCUAACAUUGGAAGUUUUGAUGACCUUGAUAAGAUAUUUAGCAACAACGAUCCAAUAUUUGGAGAGACAAGCCUUCCUAACACGCUCGAUCUAUGGUCAUCUUGUAAAGAUGUUACAAGCAGCCCAGAUAAGUCUGUUCCCCUGUCUAUUGGCUCUCCGAGUUUGGCACUAGGAUCUCUGCGUAGCCCAUCGGAAAGAUUAGAAAUUAACGCAGAAUACAGGCUAGACCAGGAGAAGUCCACUGUUGAUGAAGAGAAUGCUAAUGAUAUCACAUCUGAUGUGCAUCUAUGCACUGAUGCUAGGGACCAUGAUGGAGGCAAAAGUAUGCGUUUACCGAAGGAAAAGUUGUUUUCGUGUGUACAGGGAAAUAACCAGGAAAGAACAUUGAAAGGUCGACUUAAAUUAGAACAAGAAGGUGAAUUUGCUCAGUUGCAGGAAUUAUGUGGAUCCUUGUCUCCUCACCUGAACAAGUUUGGCAUGCCAUCUGUAACGAAUCAACCUUGUCCUGCUUCAGAGCUCAGUCAACAAAGUCUGCUUCAAGGACCAGAAUGUUUGCAGCACAAACAUUGUCCAGGUCCUCUUUUUGCUUCUUCUAUUUAUGGCGAUUCGGGUAAUUACUGUUCUCCCAUGCCUGUCUGGUCACCGUUCCAUUCUGGACAAGCAAGCCAUCAGCAUGUCCUGUCAAGUUAUAAAUCUUCCCCAGGCAAUUCAAGUCAUUUCAACAAGUCUCAAGAUGCUUCAUCAAAACCUUUGAUGAUGACACCUCAAGAAAAAAUUGAAAAACUAAGAAGGCGACAGCAAUUGAGAGCAAUGCUUGCCAUUCAGAAACAGCAGCGGCAGUUUAGCUAUCAACCAAAGAAAGGAGGAUCUGUUGAAGAGAAUAUGAGCUGCAUCCCUUCUGUUGACCCGAGCUCACCUUUAGAACAGGGUGACUCCAACCCAGUUUGUUUGGCAGUUGAAGAUCCCUCAGUGGAAGACGUGGCACUCUACCUUCUUCAGGAUGUUAUCUCAAAGUUGGACCUCAAAAUAAGACUUUGUAUCAGAGACAGCUUGUUCCGACUGGCUCAAAGUGCUACACAGAGGCAAUGUGGCAAUGAUAGUUGCAGCAGCAGGAAUGGUGGAGGAGAAGUCAGCAAAGAAGAAAUGAACACCAAUAGCAGGCCACCCCAUGUAGAGACCGAGACGAAUCCAAUAGACCGCACUGUAGCUCAUCUGCUCUUCCAUAAUCCAUCGGAGUUGCCUUCAAAACUUGCUGAAUUUCCCAAGUCAUCAAUGUUUUCCGUGCUCAAUCGUGAAAGAAAAGAAGUUGGUUUACCGAGCUUUCCAAGCAGAUUUUUACAACAGAAUUCUGAAACUAUUCCAACCACAGCUCACCAGGGACCAAAAGCUUCUGCCUCUCAUAAUGAAGUGGAUAUAAUGAAAAGUAGCCCCUGCAUUAAGACUUCUGAGAAUGCAUCAAACAAUGAGGGAGCAGAUGGUAAUGUUACUGGGGUUGAAUCCGCCUUGUGAAACUACCUAUUGUUAGAUAUAUACAUCAUAUAAGGGUAACUUCUUCUUCCUUUUAUCUUAUGAUUGUCACACUUAAUCCAUGGUUGAACAAAUUCACUACUAAUGAGGAUCCUCUCUUACUAUGUCAGUCAACUGGACACUGUGCAAUCAUGAGUUACAACAUUUGAUAUUCUAGGAAUCUAUGAUGUGCUCGGGAAGAAACCUCUUUUACACUGGUGCAACGCUUUCUAUCUUACCUCCUGCAAGUAUUGCUUUUUGUUGUACUGAAGGUUCUCAAAUAGUGAACCUACAUACUUCAACAGUUCAACUAAACAAGCCCCAAUAUUGUAAUUUGACCACGCUAAACGUGUGCUUUAUGUCUGUUGUUUGAGAUUUCUAUUUGCAACUCCAGCCUGUACUGUUCUAUAUGACUAGUAUUCGUACCCGCACGAUGCACGGUUGUUAAAAGAAAUUAAUAAUGUAAAAUUGUUAGUA
Lycium ferocissimum is the source of this 2679-nucleotide messenger RNA. RefSeq names its product protein LNK2. The record is from RefSeq and is a predicted model, not a curated record. Gene Ontology annotation, biological process: circadian rhythm; regulation of DNA-templated transcription. Lineage: Eukaryota; Viridiplantae; Streptophyta; Magnoliopsida; Solanales; Solanaceae. The transcript is spliced from 7 exons. Bases 223 to 2205 code for a protein of 660 amino acids.